This is a messenger RNA of Mytilus californianus (California mussel), 7088 nucleotides long. RefSeq lists its product as uncharacterized. Gene Ontology annotation, biological process: G protein-coupled receptor signaling pathway. Bases 97 to 3957 code for a protein of 1286 amino acids. The record is from RefSeq and is a predicted model, not a curated record. The transcript has 9 exons. NCBI's taxonomy places the organism in Eukaryota, Metazoa, Mollusca, Bivalvia, Mytilida, Mytilidae. Gene Ontology annotation, molecular function: adenylate cyclase inhibiting G protein-coupled glutamate receptor activity. Gene Ontology annotation, cellular component: membrane.
AAUACGUCUUCAAUGUUUACUUUUAAAAAAAUAAGUGUGUCAUUAUAAUAGUAUCUCCUAAAAGGAUAAAUAGUAAAAUUUCUUACAUUUUACAGCAUGAUUCUGAUGAACAGAUUUCUCCUCGUUAUCAUUUUGUCGACUUAUGCUCUUUGUGAGACAUUAUUACCAGGGGAGAUAACUAUUGCUGCCUUAUUCCAAAUACAGAAUGCAGUGAAUAAUAAAUGUGAUGGAAUCUCUCCACUAUCUGUUAAAAGUCUAGAAGCUGUCAAAUGGACUUUUAGGAAAUUAAAUGAAAACAACUAUAUUCCCGGAGUUUCUAUUGGUCUAGAGGCUUAUCAAACAUGUGAGAUGGUUGCAGAGGCAAGCGACAGGGCCGUUGAUUUAAUUUACAAAAUCCGACAAGACAAACAAGACUCCUCUUUCACAGAGCCACCACUUGUUGCUCUGAUAGGUCCUGGUUAUAGUAGCGAAGUCCAGAAAACGUCGUAUUUAUUAAGUUCGCAAAGAGCAGACGACAAAUUAUUACAAAUUGGAUUCUCCUCGACUGCUGCGUCGCUUAGCAACACCAACAUUUACAGCAAUUUCUUCAGAGUUGUUGCAAGUGAUGCCGUACAAAUUGAGGUGAUGAUUUCUUUGAUGACAGAGCUAAAGUGGAACUACAUUGCUAUCAUCUACGAUGAUGAUAUUUAUGGAACAGAAGGCAAAGACGCAUUGAUGACUCGAGCGGCUAAAAGCUCGAUAUGUGUAGCGACUUCGUUCGUUCUUCCGAUUGGUGCGGUCAGCUUAAUCCAGGUCAACGACAUUCUUCAGAAGAUAAUUACAAACGGAGAGAGUCCAAUAAGUGGUGUUGUUGUGUUAACCAGCGGUGCCCAUGCGAAUGCCUUAGUUGCAACUGCCACCGCUUUAAAAGAUACAUUAUCGGACCCAAUUUCUUUUAUCUUUUCUGAAGCCAUUGGACUUUCCGAUAGCCACUUUAAAAGUAAUACAGGUGCGCUAUAUAAAGCAUCAAAAGGUGCAUACGUUGUUUCACCGCCGCAAAUUCGUAUAGAUGAAUUUGAGGAUUACUGGUUUAAUACCUUUCGGAAUGUUACGAAAGUUGCCGAAGAAUCUAAAACUAAUAUUUGGUUAGAGAAUGUCUAUAAAGAAUACUCGAGUUGUUCAUCUACAAUAUCAACCUGUUCAGAACUUGAUUCGGCACAAUUAGAUAAAGCUUCACAAAUGUCCUCCUGGACAAGCUAUGCAGUCAAAGCCGCUUACGUUACGGCCAAGGUUUUAAAACAAGUUCACGACCGCUUGUGUCCAGGACAACAAGGAAUUUGCAGUAACAUGAAAAGCCAAUUAUACAACAAUAAGGGAUCUCUUACAGAAGAAAUGAAUGGUUUGUCAAUUAAUUUUAAUACAGAUUUUACUUAUGUUCCAGCAGCAUUAACUAAUAUUUCUCUUGAUUUUACUGAUACGAGUGAUGCUCAGUAUACAACAGGAUUUCCUGAUUACCAAGUUUAUCAAUAUAGGACAUGUAUAUCGGAUGCUUCUAAAUUCUGUUUUGAAAAGAUUGGGACUUACAACAACACUGAACUGGUGAUGGAUAAAUCAAAGAUAAGAGAGUAUGAUAACACCGGAAAUGAACUACUAUGGCCCAAUAUCAAUUUUGCGCAGUGUAAAGAGUCCAGACGUUGCAGCUCGUGCAUCUUACAGGAAGUUUAUGACAAAGUCUACUUCCGGAAUGGCGAUCUUAUUGUAGGCGGUAUAGUUCCAGUUUAUGAUGGUGGCACUGACGAUCCAUUAGCAUGUGGGGUAAUAAGGACGUCGUUAGGGAAUGAAUUAGUUGAGGCCAUGGAAUACGCUGUUGCCCUGAUAAACAAUAAAACAGCACCGUAUGAACAAUUGUUCCCUGGUAAAUCUGUAGGACUUUUAAUUAUAAAUAGUUGUGAUCAGCCGUUACUCGCUCAACAUAAAUUGCUGUCAAUUUUGAACAACGGACUUCUAUUGGAUAAUAAUACGGUUAUCAGUGUAAAAAGCAAACUGAUUGGACUAGUUGGUCCUUAUUCAAGCAGUAUAAGUGUCGCGGUAUCAAAUGUGUUAUCACAGUUUGGAUACGUACAAGUAGCGUAUGCGUCGACCGCUGUCGGGUUAAGUGACCGGAAUAAAUAUCCUUAUUUCACCCGAGUCUCCACACCAGAUAAUCGACAAACUCAGGCUAUGAUGCGUAUCAUCAAACAUUCGAAAUACAACUCUGAAUAUAUUCAAUUCGUCUACAGUAAAGGCACCUAUGGUGAAGCCGGGCGUGACGCACUCAGGAAGGAAGCAGUAAAAGCGGAAGUAUGUCUUGCACAGGAAAUAGAAGUUGAUGAUGGAGACAAUUUCAAUCUUAUUAGAGAGGAACUGCGGAAAUAUCCAUAUGCAAAAAUUGUCAUUUUGUUCCUUCGUUCUCACCAAGUAGAACCUAUAACAUCAGCACUUAACGACAAUAUUGAAUAUGGUGAAUUCUUAUUUAUAGGAUCCGAAGCAUGGGGGUUUAGACCGAAUGAUUUCUCCAAUAAACCAAAACUUGUAGGUAGCAUCAUUUUGGCAUUGCAAUUACCUACAAAUAACAACUUCACCAACUAUUUAAGAAAUAAAGACAUUCUAACUGACAAAAAAAAUCCGUGGUUACUAGAAUACACCGCUGCUAAAUACAACUGUCAUGUAGCUACUAGUUUCGACAAGACAUUUACUCAACCUUGUGGGUCAAAUUUAGAAUUAGCAAGCUCUUCAUCGUACGAACAGGAGAUAUGGACACCAUUUGUGCUGAGCGCAAUGCUGGCACUACUUUCCGGAACUAGUGAAGCGUUUCAAGAGUUAUGCGGAUCCGCUUCUGCUACCUUGUGUGACCAAUACGUGCUUAAUCCAAACACUGUGAUGAACAAAGUUAUCAAACAGAAGCUUGAUGUCGACGGAAGUGGAAAUCUUCUCAGUUUGUUUGACGAAAAUGGUGAUGGUAACGUAGGUUACACAAUAUACAACUUACAACGCAAUAAGAAUGACGCAAAUAAAAUAGAGUACCAAAAGGUAGGGACUUAUCCUUUAGAUGGUUCAACCAUUGACCUCGAUGUGAACAAAAUAGUAGAACCGGAAAGAAUAGAUCUGCCGUCUGUCUGUCCAAACGAGAAGGCGUGUAGUAUGUGUAAAACAACUGAAACUGGUUCGACGCCAUCGCCUGCUCUUGUCAGUGAGGAAGAUGGCGGUACUGUUAUAGCAUUAGGAGUUGUAGUUGGGAUCUUAGUGUUGAUUCUAUUGGUUGUCAUGGUAUUGUGUUAUCGCAAAAUUAAAGGAGAAGGGGUGAAGGAAGACUAUAACUACCUGAACGUAAUUGAGGAUCCGAAAUAUAAACACGUGACAAAUGUGACCAAUCAUAGUCGUGAAGGUCAAAGCAACGGGGCAUAUUCUAAAGAGGACACCACAACUGAUACUAUGCGUCCUUCACCACGAAAUGCCGAGUCAUAUCUAAGCCCGAGUAGUUUAACAAGAGAUACAUAUCUCAUGCCUUAUGCUGAACAAUCUAACAAAAGUGAUACAGAGCUUAAAAAGGUAGAGCUUGCAUAUGCCAGUAACUCUGAGCCAGGGAGAGCAGAAAUGUCGUAUAUGAGUGAAACUGAGUUGAAGAAUGUUGAAGGAUCGAAAGGUAUUAGUACAGAGCUGAAACGUGAAAUUCAAAGAACUGGUAUACCAGCCUUGCCAACUAGGCCGUCAGCCAAUACGUUGGAAUAUCCAGGAUCUACUUUGCCAUCAGGCAAUAAUACAGAAACCUCAAAUUCAACUCCACCACCACCUUCACAUUCUUCCAAUGUCCAUCAUGUUACUCCUGUAUCACACACAGUAACACAACAAACAUCAAAAGUGCAGGACUCACCACCGCUAGCUCCAUCACAUACAAGACCUCAGCAGGUAGCAGUUGUGUCAGGUAUUCCGAAGACAUGAAACGAAAUUAGCAGUACAUUGAAAUGCUGGUUAAAAACUUGAAGUAUAAUGACAUCAAUCAAUGUUGGUAGUUUUGUGAUAUAUUUUAAUACAUGUUAUACAAGCAAUAUAUAAAUAAUAACAAUUGGAACCCCCCUUUUUUAAUGAUCAAUGACAUUACCUGAAAAACCCAAAACCUUAUAUUUAUCUGGUAACUUGAACCCAGCCUAAGUGUGGUAUUCAAUAUGUGGGACAGACGGGACGAGCCUAUUACAAAAGAAAUCAAGAGCACCUUUACCGCUUUCGAAGACAGAAAAAAUUCAAAAGAGUGGAUAUACCAACAUUUAGAUAAGCAUAAUCACAAUCUAAAAUUUAUAAAAUUCCAACCACGUGAAACCGUUCAGAAACAACCAGGACAAUCACACAAACACUUUGAAAAAAUCCGUGAAUUUCGCGAACUAUUUUGGAUAAAAAGACUUCAAACAGCUUAUCCUCUCGGUCUCAAUGACAAUAUUGGGACAGGGGAACAUAUCUAAAACUUCUAUCAAUGUAAUGAAUAUUGUCGAUAAACGGCUAAGAAAUAAUAGGUCUCAUGGUAACCGUAAAAACUGUAGUCUACGUAUUAAACAUCGUAUAAAUUAUACACUUGCUGAUCUGUUAUCUAUAAUAAAAAAUAAUGGUAGAUUAUGCAAACUUGGUCGUAUACCAAUAAGUAAAUUAUAUGAUAUUUUUCUGGAGUGUGGUAAAAUUUCAUUUUUCAGCCCGUUGUAUGAAUACACCCGUAUUAUUACAGCCUUUUGUCAUCACCGGCUGUUUCCUAGUAUCGAUAAACCUGAAAAUCACAAACGGCAUUUUUUUAAAUUAAAAUAUACAAAUAGAGGUAUUGAUUUUAUUAACUUAUCUAGUAUAUCCAAUGACUUUACCAUCCAUAGCCAAAUACCUCCAUAUUUUGAUAAUACAGAACCACAUAUUAUUUCGUAUUCGUACAAAAAAAACAGUAGAAGUUUGAUUUUUGAUUAUACGUCUGUUACAUCAGACGUCAAUAUAGAAAGAAAUGCUCCUUCCACUUGAGACUGUGAAACAUCGAGUUUUAGAUAUGUUCCCUAUGGUCAUGUCCUUACAGGAGACCUCAACAUCGUUGAAAACUUUGAGGUCAACGCUUUUCUAAAGAAAGGACCUAAAUAUCGUCCUCUAUCUAUUAUAUAUAUUGGAAACAGUGUCGUCAGGCCAUUAAAGACGCACUGUCUGCCUACUGUAAAAAUUGGUGUAAACGUGAAAAAUCUGAUAAAAAAUCACUAGACAGUUAUUUGAAUAAAAUUAUGAAUACUGUUGAUAUUCGUAUAUCUCAUUUUUAAAACAAUUCUGAAAUUGAUAAUAGCUAGGGUUCAUGAUAUACCCAUUUCUAGAAUAAAAAAUAAACUCCAAGUACUUGCAAAGCGGUUUGUGUUCGUACCGGCAGACAAAGCAGCCAAUAAUGUGGUGGUGGUGUGACGCAUAUACUACACGGAAGUUCUCCAAAACUCAAUUCUUCUACAUUCAGGUCCUUGCACUCCGCAGAGAGUCAAAUUGUAAACAAGCAUAUCACUGCCACUACCCAGCUUAAAGCCUCUUCCGAACAUUUGAAAGUCCCGACUAUGUACUGGUUACCUAAAUUACACAAACAACCAUUUAAAUUUUGUUUCAUCUCCGCAUCUAGUAAGUGUUCUACUACUAAUCUGUCAGUGCUUCUAAUUACCUCCCUUACUACUAUCAAAGAACUUGUAAUUAACUUUUGCAAUAAAGUUUAUGAAAAUAAUGGUAUUAAUCAUUUUUGGAGUGUAAAAUAUUCUUUAGAGGUUUUAGAUAAAAUACGUGCUUUUGAUGGUCCCUUUAAUUCUGUUUAUAGUUAUGUUUUUUCUACUCUUUAAACUUCUCUUUCACACAAUAUUAUCAAGAAUAAGUUUUCAUAUUUAAUUAAAUGGUCUUUUGAAAAAUCUCAUUGCAAACUCAGUAAAGACACAUCAUUGUUACAUUUGGUUGACACAUUCAACAAUACUUAACAUUAUCUUGAUGAUAUUUUUUCGUUAAAUAAUCCAAAGUUCUUUAGAUAUACUACCGAAAUUUACCCAAAGGAACUUACUUUGAAUAAAUCUAAUAUAAACAGCAGUAGUAGUCCUCUUCUAGAUUGAGACAUUUCAAUUUCUAAAGGGAAACUCCAUACUAAAAUUUACGACAAAAGAGACGAUUUUUCAUUCCCUAUUGUUAAUUUUCCUUUUUUAGACGGCGAUGUUUGGCUCCAUCAUACGGUGUUUAUAUAUCCCAACUCGUUCGUUAUGCCCGUGUGUGUAGUGAUGUCAUAGAUUUUAACGAACAUAAUCAAUGCAUCACUGGUAAAUUAUUAAGUCAGGGAUUUCUUUACCAUAAAUAUACUUAAAACAUUUACUAAAUUCUUUCAUAGAUUCAAUGAUUUGAUUAGUAAAUUUGGCUGUACCUAUAGAAAACUUAUUAAAAAUGGUAUUUCACAUCCUAAAUUUUGCAGUAAUAUUGUACUAAAAGCGCAGAAAUCACUAUAUGAUCCCUGUAAACUCAUCGAACCUUUAAACAAACUUAUUAGUAAGGUUAUCUUAUUGUUGUAAUAAGAUCUUUGAAUAUUGUUUACAUUGGCACUGACAUCGAUUUUGUCAUCAACAAAUUGAAACAUAACUAAAUUUGUAUUCUUUUCGAAUGUUUUUUUUUUUUUUUUUUUUUUUUUUUUUGAUGUAUAAAUACACAUCUCCGUUUAUUUUCUAUCCUAUUGCCUGUCGAUACUUUUAUUUUAGCAUUGUACAAGUCAUGUCUUACACUAAACACUAAAUCCCUGGGAUGUGUUUUAAUUGAUUUUAGUCUCAGAUGCAUGAUUUUUUAUUAUUAAUUGUUUUUGGCUUUUAACUAGCUUUCAGUAACCAUGGUAACUGCGAGUACUCUCAAAUCGUACUUUUAAUUUGACCUGUUGACACAAUUUGUAAUGCAUUUUUGUUAAUCAAUGUUUACUUAUUUUGUGUUAUAUCUCGUCUCACUAUUUUAGUAUGACGAUAAAUUUUCACUUGUGUACUCGUACUGUGAACAACUAAUUUAUUUGUUUUGUAAAAAAUAUUUUGGUACACCUAACAACAAAAUUAUCAUAUUUAAAUUUA